AUGAAAAUAUUUAUGCAAAUCUUAUGCUUCUUUCUUUUACUAACCUUGUACAAAUGUGCAGUGAUCACUGGGGCCUGUGAAAGAGAUCUGCAGUGUGGAAGUGGGACGUGUUGUGCCAUCAGCUUGUGGCUACGCGGGCUCCGGAUGUGCACUCCAUUAGGGCGCGAGGGAGAUGAAUGCCACCCUAUUAGCCAUAAGGUCCCUUUCUUCGGAAAACGGCAACAUCACACCUGUCCUUGUUUGCCAAACUUCAUAUGUUCUAAAUUCACUGAUGGCCGAUACCGAUGUUCAGUAGACUUCAAGAACAUGGACUUUUAA
Molecule: messenger RNA, 318 nt
Organism: Python bivittatus (Burmese python)
Lineage: Eukaryota; Metazoa; Chordata; Lepidosauria; Squamata; Pythonidae
Gene: PROK1
Product: prokineticin 1
Biological process (GO): endothelial cell proliferation
Source: RefSeq, a predicted model, not a curated record